AUGGACACUGAACACUGUACCCGAUUCCCAUUCCUAUGUAUAGAUAUAAUUUUCAUUACAUUCAGAAUUAGUCCCAAUGCUACGCUUAAGAAGAUUCCGGCGACCAGACUGUCCCGGCUGACAGAAGCGCUCGCCAACUAUGAUCCAGUUCUCAAUGAAUACUUCUUCGAUCGACAUCCGGGCGUUUUCGGGCAAAUACUCAACUACUACCGGACCGGAAAGCUUCACUACCCGACCGACGUGUGCGGCCCUCUCUUCGAAGAAGAACUCGAGUUCUGGGGUCUCGACUCUAAUCAAGUGGAGCCGUGUUGUUGGAUGACAUACACCUCACAUCGUGACACUCAGGAGACUCUGGCCGUAUUGGACAGACUAGACUUGGACACAGAGAAGCCAUCGGACGAGGAGAUCGCCCGCAAGUUCGGGAUGGAAGACGACUACUUGAACGGCACUCUGAGUUGUUGGCAACGACUCAAACCCAAACUCUGGUCCCUAUCAGACGAGCCCUACUCAUCAAAUGCUGCUAAAGUGAUUGGCGUAAUGUCAGUAUUUUUCAUAUGUGUGUCAAUUCUGUCAUUUUGUCUGAAAACCCACCCGAAUAUGAGAGUCCCGAUGAUUAGAAACAUAACCGUUUGGACGACAAACCAGACGGAGUCAUGGGUUUUGGAUAAGACACUAACGAAUCCACACGAGGCCUUCUUCUACAUCGAGUGUGUCUGCAACGCCUGGUUUACUGUCGAGAUUAUCACUAGAUUCACAUCAUCACCCAGCAAACUUAAUUUUAUUAAAGGUGCUGUUAAUGUAAUAGACAUAACGGCCACGCUUUCCUUUUACAUCGAUUUAAUAUUACAAAACUUUUACUCACAUCUGGAAAACGCGGAUAUAUUAGAGUUUUUCUCGAUUAUUAGAAUUAUGCGAUUAUUCAAAUUGACCCGACAUUCAGCGGGACUUAAGAUUUUAAUACAGACUUUUAAGGCGAGUGCCGGGGAAUUGAUUUUAUUAGUCUUCUUUCUGGUGCUCGGAAUUGUGAUCUUCGCGAGUCUCGUCUAUUAUGCUGAACGCAUUCAAUCAAAUCCUGACAAUGACUUCAACUCUAUACCGCUGGGCCUCUGGUGGGCAUUAGUUACUAUGACCACUGUUGGAUACGGGGAUAUGGCGCCUAAGACAUACGCCGGGAUGUUUGUGGGCGCGUUGUGUGCGUUGGCGGGUGUGUUGACGAUAGCCCUCCCGGUGCCGGUCAUAGUGUCCAACUUUGCGAUGUUCUAUUCGCACACUCAGGCCAGAGCUAAACUGCCAAAGAAGAGACGACGA
Messenger RNA from Oppiella nova, 1308 nucleotides. Lineage: Eukaryota; Metazoa; Arthropoda; Arachnida; Sarcoptiformes; Oppiidae. The record is from the annotation of a GenBank genome assembly.